CCCAAAGUACAGAGAUUGCCUUAGAUGUUCUAUUUCAGGACUUGAGCUGCAUUUAAUAUUUGUUCACGUAUAAUUUUUCUAUAUUGUGAGCAAGUAUAUUAAUGGAACUAUCUCUUCAUUUUGAAGAGUUUCUUUUGUACAAAGUGUUUUUUUUUUUUUGUGUGUGUGUUUCUUAUACUUGGUCACUCUUGUUAAAAGGGACCAAAAUGCACGUAUGUGUGCACAUGUAAAUAUCAUUAGUUGAUUGCUUAUUAAGCUGUUGACUUAAAAGAAAACAUUGUUAACGCUUUAUUAAUCUUUUGUUUUUACAUUUUGAAGAUAAUUUUUGUCAGAAAAACCUAAGAGGCAAAAACAUAGCCUCGAAGGAACAUCUGACUAAACAAAAGCAAAGAAAAUAAAAAUAAACAAUAAUGGCUACCGCCAGAACAGAAAAUGUUGACCCGCCUGCCAUGGGACUGAACAAGCAGAACGGGCAGCUCAGAGGACAGACCAAACCAGCUUCAGUCCAGCCAGGAUCCUCAACUCAACCAAAAGUGUUGGGUGCCACCCAGAAAGCAGGUACUGCCUCCCAAGCAAGAGGUACCAUUAAGUUUGGAGACGACUGGAAAAAGAGCCUCCAGCUCCCUCCGAAAGACACCAGGGUCAAAACUUCAGAUGUGACAGCAACUAAGGGGAAUGAAUUUGAAGAUUAUUGUCUCAAAAGAGAACUUCUGAUGGGCAUUUUCGAGAUGGGCUGGGAGAAGCCAUCUCCUGUGCAGGAGGAGAGUAUUCCCAUUGCGCUGUCUGGAAGGGAUAUUUUGGCUCGGGCAAAGAAUGGAACAGGAAAAAGUGGAGCCUAUCUCAUCCCAUUGCUGGAAAGGAUAGACCUUAAAAAGGACUAUAUACAAGCAAUGGUAGUGGUGCCAACUCGAGAGUUGGCGCUGCAGGUGAGCCAGAUCUGCAUUCAAAUCAGCAAACACCUCGGAGGAGUCAAAGUCAUGGCCACCACCGGGGGAACCAACCUACGAGAUGACAUCAUGCGCCUGGAUGAGAUCGUGCAUGUCAUCGUUGCCACGCCUGGCAGGAUUCUGGAUUUGAUCCAGAAAGGAGUGGCAAGAGUGGAUCGAGUGCAGAUGAUGGUGAUGGAUGAAGCUGACAAGCUGCUGUCUCAGGAUUUUGUGGUGCUCAUCGAAGAUAUCAUUAGCUUCCUGGCCAAGAAUAGGCAGAUCCUGCUCUACUCUGCAACCUUCCCCAUCAGUGUGCAAAAAUUCAUGACCAACUACCUGCAGAAACCGUAUGAGAUCAACCUGAUGGAGGAGCUGACGCUGAAGGGGAUUACUCAGUAUUACGCCUACGUCACAGAGAGACAGAAAGUGCAUUGUCUCAACACACUCUUCUCCAGGCUCCAGAUCAACCAGUCGAUCAUCUUCUGCAACUCCACGCAGAGGGUGGAGCUCUUAGCUAAGAAGAUCACGCAGCUGGGCUACUCCUGCUUCUACAUCCACGCUAAGAUGAUGCAGGAAUAUAGAAACCGUGUGUUCCAUGACUUCAGAAACGGACUGUGCAGGAACCUGGUCUGUACCGAUCUCUUCACUCGGGGUAUCGACAUUCAGGCCGUGAACGUGGUCAUCAACUUUGACUUUCCAAAGAAUGCAGAGACGUACCUCCAUCGUAUUGGAAGAUCAGGGAGGUUCGGUCAUUUCGGUUUGGCCAUUAACCUGAUCACAUCGGAAGACCGCUUCAACCUUAAGACCAUCGAGGACCAACUGGUGACCGACAUCAAACCCAUUCCCGGCAGCAUCGAUAAGGGUCUCUAUGUGGCCGAGUUCCACUCCUCCGCCGGUGACUGCGAAGUGGAGGAAGUCCAAGAAAGAUCAGGACACCAGCAGGACCACACCUAAUGCUGGACACAGCAGGCUUUUGCACACAGGCUUCGGGCACCUCUUCAACAUCUCACUUAUUUUCACAGCCGCCACAAAA
Hippocampus comes (tiger tail seahorse) is the source of this 1959-nucleotide messenger RNA. RefSeq names its product probable ATP-dependent RNA helicase ddx6. Gene Ontology annotation, molecular function: ATP binding; RNA helicase activity; nucleic acid binding. The transcript has 12 exons. Bases 411 to 1880 code for a protein of 489 amino acids. The record is from RefSeq and is a predicted model, not a curated record. NCBI's taxonomy places the organism in Eukaryota, Metazoa, Chordata, Actinopteri, Syngnathiformes, Syngnathidae.